Molecule: messenger RNA, 1637 nt
Organism: Protobothrops mucrosquamatus (brown spotted pit viper)
Lineage: Eukaryota; Metazoa; Chordata; Lepidosauria; Squamata; Viperidae
Product: 7-alpha-hydroxycholest-4-en-3-one 12-alpha-hydroxylase-like
Exons: 2
Coding region: 96-1637 (513 amino acids)
Molecular function (GO): iron ion binding; heme binding; sterol 12-alpha-hydroxylase activity
Source: RefSeq, a predicted model, not a curated record
CAAAACUCCUCCCUGGCUCACAAAAUGCCUACUUUUCUCCUAAGAGCUUGUUUGUUAAAAAGGCUGCUUGUGCUGAACUGCAGACACUCUUCAAGAUGUCCUUCUGGGUGGCAGUCAUGGUUGCCUUGGUGGUCGGUCUUUUGGGGGCCCUCUACCUGAUGGGCUUCUUCCGCCGAAGACGACCCAAUGAACCCCCUUUGGACAAAGGACUCAUUCCCUGGUUCGGACAUGCAUUGCACUUCCGAAAUGACAAUAUGGAUUUCCUGCAAAGCAUGCAGAAGAAACAUGGGGACAUCUUCACCACCUUGAUUGCAGGACAGUACUUCACCUUCUUGAUGGACCCGUUGUCUUUCGGUGGCAUCAUCAGGGAAGCCCGAGGUAAAUUGGACUUUAUGUCAUAUGCAGCUGAGCUGGUCCUCAGGGUGUUUCGAUUUGAGGCCUUCCACGACACUCACAAGAUCAUCGAAGUCUGCAGUGCGAAACAUCUGAAGGGAGAGGGCCUAGUGAUGAUGACCCAGCCCAUGAUGGACGCUUUACAGGCCGUCUUAUUCCAGUGGCAAGAAACCUCCAAAGAGGAUCCAAAGUCCUGGAAAGAAGACGGCUUGUUCCACUUCUGUUACAACACGGUCUUCCGAGCUGGGUAUCUGGCUUUGUACGGUACUGAAUCAGCUAAAGCUAAAGGUGAAAACCAGAAAGAAAAGGUGAAACGAAAAGACCAGCAUCACACUGAAGAGUUGUACAUUGAAUUUUGCAAAUACGACAAACUCUUCCCACGCCUAUCGUACGCCUUGUUGACCCCGUGGGAGUGGGGCCAAAUGAAGAACCUCUGGAACUACUUCUGGCAGGUGCUUUCAGUGAAGAACAUCUACCAGAAGGAAAACACCAGCCGGUGGAUCAGUGACCAGGCUCAACAGCUGGCCGAAAGUGGGAUUUCAGAAGAGAUGACAGACCGGUACAUGUUCCUGCUCCUUUAUCUUGCUCUAGGUAGCCUCAGUCCAGCUUCCUUCUGGCUUCUGGAAUACCUGAUGAAGCAUCCCAAAGCCAUGGAAGAGGUCAAGAAGGAGAUCCUGGAGGUGGUGAAGAAGUCAGGCCAAGAGGUGACCUCCCAUGAGAAGCCCUUGAAUGUCACCAAGGAGAUGCUAAACCAAACACCCAUCCUGGACAGCGCUUUGGAAGAGAUGUUGAGAUUGGUAUCAACGUCAUUUUUGAUCCGUGUGGUUUUACAAGAUAUGGAUUUGAAGCUCCACAAUGGGAAGGCUUAUCUGCUGCGUAAAGGUGACAAAAUCGGCCUCUUUCCUUACCUCUCAGUCCACAUGGACCCCAAAAUCCAUCCGGAGCCCCAGGUCUUCAAAUACGACCGUUUCCUCAGCCAAAACGGCAACAAAAAGGAAUUUUUUAAGAAUGGCGAGAAGGUGAAAUAUUUCGCCAUGCCUUUUGGAGCUGGGACCUCCAUGUGUCCCGGCCGCUACUUUGCUACCAAUGAAAUCAAGCUUUUCACCUUCCUGAUGCUGGCUUGUUUUGAUCUGGAACUGAUCAAUCACCAGGAGGAGAUCCCUCCCAUCGACAAGACCCGCUACGGGUUUGGGGUGAUACAACCCAUGAAUGACGUCCAAUUUAGGUACCGAUGCCAGUGCUAA